Messenger RNA from Sphaerodactylus townsendi, 2113 nucleotides. RefSeq names its product CBY1 interacting BAR domain containing 1 (gene CIBAR1). The record is from RefSeq and is a predicted model, not a curated record. Bases 198 to 1106 code for a protein of 302 amino acids. The transcript is spliced from 9 exons. Lineage: Eukaryota; Metazoa; Chordata; Lepidosauria; Squamata; Sphaerodactylidae. Gene Ontology annotation, cellular component: ciliary basal body; ciliary transition zone. Gene Ontology annotation, biological process: cilium assembly.
GCGCGGUGCUCUGCGCCCCUCGCCACAGCGCAACUUGCGCACGAGCGGAGGACAGCAAAGCGCGGCCGCCGCCCCCCACCUCCAAGAAUCCGAAUAAGGCGGGAGGGGGAUUGAAGCUCAGUUUCCGUGGCAACCGGUUGGAAGCAAAAGGCGCGCUCCUCGUCUCGGCCCCCGCUGCUGCUUGUGUUGCCGUCGCCAUGUUGAUGCUGGGCCGCGGUCUGGACGCCAGGGACAAUCAGACAAGACAAAUGCGAGAUGCUGUGUCAAAUGUGGAAAAACAUUUUGGUGAACUGUGCCAAAUAUUUGCAGCAUAUGUACGGAAAACUGCCAGAUUGAGAGACAAGGCAGAUCUUCUGGUGAACGAGAUACAUGCUUAUGCAGCAACAGAAACACCAAAUUUAAAGCUGGGAUUAAAAAAUUUUGCAACUGAAUUUUCCAAACUUCAAGAUUAUCGUCAGGCUGAGGUGGAAAGACUGGAAGCUAAAGUGGUUGAACCCCUAAAAUGUUAUGGAACCAUUGUAAAACUUAAGAGAGAGGAUCUCAAGGCAACUUUGUCAGCAAAGAAUCGAGAAGCCAAACAGUUGUCUCAGCUGGAAAGGACCCGUCAGCGUAAUCCAUCAGAUCGGCACGUUAUUAUUUUAUUCCACUACCUACAACAGUCACAGGCUGAAAGUGAACUACAGAGAGCUUCUCUAGAUGCUACUAGAACAAGUCGACAGUUGGAGGAAACCAUUGACAACUUUGAAAAACAGAAAAUACAAGACAUAAAGAACAUAUUUUCAGAAUUUAUAGCAAUCGAGAUGUUAUUCCAUGGGAAAGCCUUAGAGAUUUACACAUCAGGCUACCAAGCUAUACAAAGCAUUGAUGAGAAUGAAGACUUAGAGGUAUUUCGGAGUUCUCUGUAUCCUCCAGAGCAUCAGUCUCGUUUGGACAUUGUCCGCGCGAAUUCAAAGUCUCCUCUCCAUAGAACUGGUUCAUCCAAACCUUGUACUGGAUUAGUUCAGCAGAUUUCCAGGAAUCGUUUAAAAAAGGAAGAAGAGGAGGAAGAAGAGGAAGAGGAGGAAGAAGAGGAAGAGGAAUUAGAAGCCUCAAAGGAUGAGAGAUAGCUUUGGAGACUGGGAAACAAUUUUUUCACAUUGAAGUGUCUAUGUUGAUGUUUGAUAUUAAGACUAUCCAUUAAAAUUAUAAAUAAGGAACCUUUGGUUUUAAUUAAUAUAAUCUUAUCUAAACAAGUAGUUAUUUAAUUGGUUGACCAUGUACAAGACCAUGGACUUUAAAGCAGGCUGCAUAUUCAGCCUUAUAAUCUCUGCAAGUUGAUCAUGGAAUCUGAUUUUACAGCUGAUGAGAACGUUCAUCUACAACCACGGUUCUUAACCUUUCAGAUCUUCUGUCCCAUCAGUCACUCUAUCAAAGUUCCUGGGUUCAUCAGACUGCUUUUUUCUGACAAGGAGAGAUUUUUUAACGAGAAUUCUUUUAUUACUACUGGUGUGGCAAAGCAUCACAUAUGGGCAAACAGGGGCAGCAGGAGACAGCAUUUUACACCAGCAGGUAGAUUUGGGAAUUGAGAGUGAUAAUAGUAACUAUUAUGAAAUUCUCGCAUCCCAACUAGACUAUUUCUACAUCCUGUUGGUGGUACCCACCAAUUGAUAACCACUGGUCUGCAAUAUUAACCCACCAUAGUGGAACCACUCAAAUAAUGGGUCUGUGAGAGCUUUGGUCACAAAUUGUUCUCAAUUUCUUUUUCUCCCAGAUGCCCUAUUAUCUUAGUUGCAUCUUCAGUCACUAUCAGCACAAUCCUAUGCAGAAUUACUCCAGUAAGUCAACUGAAAUGAAUCGCCUUAGACUGGAGUCACUGUUAAGGUUACAUGGGAUACCCCCUGCAAAAAUGCAGCUAACCAUUAUAACUUUGCAGAGAUUUUUUCUGAGUGCAGUUUCAGUAUUUUACAUGUAAGUGCCUUCAGUAUUAUGGAAUAGACUUAAAAUUACUUUGCAUGCAAUUCAGAUAUGGAAACACCAUUGAAAAUUAUUGUGAUGUGAGAAAAUUUUCCUCACAAUUUCUUCUUGCUUCUAAAUGUAUAUUAUAAUGCCAGUAUUAUAAAGACCAUUCUUUCUA